UUGGCGGGUCAGAAAAACUUUCCCAAAAGAAAAAAAAAAUUGUUUUGCAUUUGCUUGGAAGUUUAAUCACUUGCUACUGCUCGCGUUAAACAUUCUUAUGUGGCCAUGCUGAGGGAACUUAUUCAGUCGUGGAGCCGCGAUCCUUGGUUUACAGCGGAAAGCAGUAACAACACUCUUGAAGAAGCAGACGACCCUUUCAAUGCCUAUGACCAAAAUGCCCUUCUAGCGUCCAUUUUACAGCUACAGGGCAUAUUUGGACAGGAUGAUUUCAUAAAUAUGGAUGGAGACCACUCUCCUUAUUACGAUGAGUUCACAUUUGUUCCUAAUAAUGAUACCUACCUGACAGAGACUGUCGAACCUUCAAACUUGAUCAAUGAUACCAACGGUUGUUUGUAUACAGACAUCACACAACCAACGCUGAAUGAACCUGCUUCUAUUUUGGAAAGAAGAUCUAGUAGCUGUAGCUCCUUAUCUUCGUUCGAUUCCAGUAAAUGUUUUGAUAGUAGUGAGGAAAACAUUUCGUUAGGCACAAGCGGCCAACAGCCAUUAUCAUCAUGCGAGGAUAAUUUAAAACAGUUACAAUAUCAAGAAAAGCAAGAAAACUGUAGAACCAACCAAUUACAAAGCCGUAAACAGCUUGAAGAAAUGAUCCUUGAAAAAAUAACCAAUGAAUUGGAUCCUGAAAGGUUGCCAGGGAUUUUGAGUAUCAUAAAUGCAGUACAAGUCGUGGACCCAGAAGAAGAGAUCGAAGAAGUAGAGGUAGAUUUGGAGCGCUUGGAUUAUGAUCAGUUAGAACGCAUAUUAGCAUAUGUAGACGCAUGUUUAUUGGAAAAAGAAGGUGGGCCAUUGGUGGAUUUGUCAAGUUUUGUGGUGCGCCAACAUACAUUACCAAUGCUCGAUCGACAGCCCGUUGAUGAUCUGCCUCCAAAGCGACAAAAGAAAAGUAAUAACCGCGUAUUUCGAAAACAGUCAGCUAUGGAUGGAGGUCAUAUCGUCGAUGGAUCCUCUUACUCUCAGCUAUCAUCUACUCAUGGGCCAUUAUCUAUGUCUGCAUUGACUGACCUAAAAGAAUCAGCAGAAAUUUUCAAAAAGAGCAAUAACCGGAAACGUAGAAAAACGAAAAAAGCAAAAACCAAAAACGAAAAGAAAAAGCACAAGCCUUCCAUGAAAAAUUAUAAGAAACCAAGUAAAAGAAGAACGACAAUAUGCAAGCGCAAAAUGUCAGAAGAUCUAGCUGAAUCUUCAUCUGCUGAGACUGAUGAAGAUAGCGAGGGCAAAACAGAAGGCGGUUGUGGGAUUAUAAUUUUCGGUGACGAAAAAAUGGAUUUUGCAGUGACACAGAAUCAAACGAUUGUGCAUAACGAAAAUCGACAACCUGCAACAAGCCGACAACCAAUUCAGGCUGCUGCUGCUGCUGUUAAGCAGAAUGAAAAUUCAGUAUUUGUUUCCACUGUUGAUAAGUUUGAAAAUGAGGAAUUCAUUGAUAUCAUGUCUUAAAGAAACUCCCUUUUUUUUUGUAAAUAGUUCAAUCACCUUGUAUCGUUAAAAUAUUCAAUAUUUGUAUAUAGUGUAUAUCCUUUCUUUGUAGCUAUUCUUUGUCUAUUAUAAAUUAUGGAAUUAAAAAAGUUGUUCAGUAUUAUUAA
This is a messenger RNA of Mycotypha africana, 1643 nucleotides long. RefSeq lists its product as uncharacterized. The record is from RefSeq and is a predicted model, not a curated record. The transcript has 3 exons. The coding region runs from base 106 to 1497 and encodes 463 amino acids. NCBI's taxonomy places the organism in Eukaryota, Fungi, Mucoromycota, Mucoromycetes, Mucorales, Mycotyphaceae.